AGCGACACUCCAACAUUUGUUAAGAAGGAACGGAGGAGAAAACAUCUCUCCAACAAACAUUAUCACUAACACCAUCGCCAACACUACUACUGCUAUUAGUGACGAGGAAGCAGUGUGAGAGAGUGUAGCAGUGUUAACAGUAGAAUAAUAUUGGUGGUGAUAACAGCGGUGUGUGCGUCAAAAGAGUAGAAAAGGAAGAACAAUUGAAAAGAUCAGAAAAAUUACAUGGAAGACGCAAACAAACAAUUAAAAAGAAAAAAAAAAAACAAUGUCUAACGAGCAUAGGAAAAUGCCCGGCUUUCUGGGAUGGGUGGCUUCUGACGCGGAGAAGCUGAGUCACGCCUUGGCUGGCCACCGCUGGCUGUCCCCUUGGGGCGUCUUAAGGCUAUGCGACUGUCUGCUGAGGGGAGUGGCACAGGUGGUUUUCGUAAACAACCCCCUGUCCGGUCUCCUCAUUCUUAUUGGUCUGUUUGUAGCUGACGUCACAGUAGCAGGCGCCACUGUCUUCUGCACCAUCAUCGCGUUCUUUGUUGCCAAGGUACUGCUAGACCUCCCAGAUGGCCAGAUUUCAGCGGGUCUACCUCUCUUCAGUCCUGUACUGGUUGGAUCGGUCACGGCUUCCCUAUUCACGCUUUUCUUCCACUCCCCGAUCACUCCUGCUGUGUGGGGCUACAUGGGGCUCGCUGCGGCUCUCAGUGUGUGUAUAUUCGCCGGUCUGAACCAUCUCCUCGCUUCACACAAUUUGCCAGCCUAUACCUUGCCCUUCAACAUUGCCACUGCCCUCAUCUUCUUAGGCAUGAGGGGGGCAGGGUAUGGGGCAAAUCCCACUGUUGAUACGCCCAGUGAACUGCCCUCAACCACGGACUCCCCUGCUUUUAAUAGCUUGGAGAAUGUAACCCUUGUGACGCCUGACGACUCGCUUCAGGAGAGAGUAUGCUUGGGGAUGCUGUUGUCGAGCGGGCAGGUGUGGGCGGUGGAGAGCGUGGCGUGCUCCGUGUUAGUGGGCAUUGCAAUGUUGUUAUGCUCGCCUCUGCUUACUGCUGCCUGCUUCGUGGGGGGAGCAGUUGGCACUCUUACUGCACUGGUGGUGUCUGAGGGGCCCUACGCGGCAGCCUACGCAGGGGUGUGGGGAUACAAUGGGUUCCUGGCUGGCGGAGCUAUGCUUUUCUUUGUUGUGGCUAGUCCCCGCGUGGUGGUCCUAGCUGUUUUGAACGCCUUGCUAGCUACUUUCAUCCAGUCAGCUUUAGUACCUGUAUUUGGACAGAAUAGCCUGCCAGUCUUCACAUUCCCAUUCUGCCUCGCCUCCCUCCUCUUCCUCGCUGCUGUGUCAUCCUCCUCUUCCUUCCAUCGAGUCGCCUCUCCUUCCUUCCCUGAGAUGCAUCUCCUCCAACACCAUCAGGAAUCAUCCGCAACGCAAGAACGAAAGAGAAAAGAGGAGACUUCUGCUGACAUGAUAGCCUGAUGCCCCAGAGAGAGAGAGAGAGAGAGAGAGAGAGAGAGAGAGAGAGAGAGAGAGAGAGAGAGAGAGAGAGACCCAUUCACUGCAAUUUGACAUUUUUCAUUCAUUGCCAACGAGUGUUUUCAUGUUCUACAGCCACAUCAAAACAUUGUACUACUGAUGAAUUGCAAAUCUAUUAUUUUCUAUAAAUCGUA
Portunus trituberculatus (swimming crab) is the source of this 1653-nucleotide messenger RNA. Its product is annotated as urea transporter 2-like. Bases 269 to 1462 code for a protein of 397 amino acids. The record is from RefSeq and is a predicted model, not a curated record. Gene Ontology annotation, cellular component: membrane. The transcript has 9 exons. Gene Ontology annotation, molecular function: urea transmembrane transporter activity. NCBI's taxonomy places the organism in Eukaryota, Metazoa, Arthropoda, Malacostraca, Decapoda, Portunidae. Gene Ontology annotation, biological process: urea transmembrane transport.